This is a messenger RNA of Racocetra persica, 426 nucleotides long. Lineage: Eukaryota; Fungi; Glomeromycota; Glomeromycetes; Diversisporales; Gigasporaceae. The record is from the annotation of a GenBank genome assembly.
AUGAAUAUCUGUAUUUCAAAAGAGUCAAAAACACUUCAUAGCUGGUAUGCUUAUCCAAUACUAUAUAAGAUGACUAUUAAAGAGUUUUUUGAUAAACUCAUUAUGGGUAAAAUAUCUCCAGAAUGCAAUAUUUCUGUAAACCUCUUUGAAAUGAUUGAUCAUAUUGAAUUAAGCCAAAUGUUAGAAGCAGGUACAACCACUAUUCAAGCUAGUUCUUAUUGUGAAAUAAUAGAGUCAACUAAAGCAUUUGGUUUAAAUAUACACUACUAUCUUAAAACUAGUAAUAUUAUAACUUCUCAUUUAGUGCUGUGUCAAAAUGUAUUAGAAAUUCUUAUACAAACUCAAAAAAAAAAAUUUUUGCCAAGCUCUUUGAAAUAUGAGAAAUUAAACAAGAAACAAGUAUUAUAUAAUGAUAUAAUCGAAUAG